Boeremia exigua is the source of this 734-nucleotide messenger RNA. RefSeq lists its product as uncharacterized. The transcript is spliced from 3 exons. Gene Ontology annotation, biological process: mitophagy. Gene Ontology annotation, molecular function: mitochondrion autophagosome adaptor activity. Lineage: Eukaryota; Fungi; Ascomycota; Dothideomycetes; Pleosporales; Didymellaceae. Bases 94 to 657 code for a protein of 187 amino acids. The record is from RefSeq and is a predicted model, not a curated record.
CGACGUCAAAGACGCCAAGACGUGGAGAUGUGCUCCCGAGGCAUCACCACAGCUGCCAUUGGCAAGCAUCAGCGCAUCUCGUAGCACUACAAUAUGACGGAACCCGGCGUCACCGAGCUCGCAUCGACACUGCAGUUCGGCUCCAUCAAGCGCAAUCCCUCGCCGCGCCAUGACCUGAACCCAUCGACCGCCGCGUCCGGGAAGCAGCCUGUGACGCUCGACAAGGACGCUGACAUCGACUCAGAUGUGGACGAAGAUGAGAUUCCAAUUAGUGCUCUGAAUCCGGUGCCGCGCAAGCAGACAAUGCCCCCACUCCCAGACCUUCGGUUCGAGCAGAGCUACCUCAAGAGCAUCGAGAAGGCAGAGUCGUGGCAGGGCGUGGCAUGGAUCACACUGCGCGAUCAGGUUCUCAUGUGCUUUGCGCAGGGCGUGGUAUGGACACUCAUUCUGAGCGGCUGGCGGCAUUGGAAUAGGUCAGCCGCGUUCAGCGGGAAGAGCGUUGGUGCAAAGAUACGCAGAUGGUGGUGGGGCGUGAAUAACUGGAAGAUACCCGAGACGAAACUGAGGGACACAAAGCUGGCGAAGGACGUCAAAGAGGUGAGUGCCGCCUUCCUCGAGUUCUACAAGGCCGAGUUCUCAAGUGCUGCGCAAGACUAGCUCGACUCAUAUAUGCAUUCAUCGGCGUUCAGGAUGCAGGCCCGGGAAUAAUGACAUUCUAUCAUCUGCGCACCCUC